CCCGCUAGGUCAUUGGUGCUCAUGGCCGCGGAACAUUUGGUCCCUACGUCUGUUUUGAAAUAAAUUCCCCUCUUGUUCCCUCUGACCCCCGCCUCUCAUCUCAUCAUUAUCAUUCAUUCAUCAAAUCAUCUAAUCGAUCCUACCUCUCAUUUCUCCAUUUGCUUUUGUUGGUCAUCAUGGCGACUGACAUUCCUCUUGCCAACCUCAAGGAGCCCAUUGACUUCGCCGAGUACCUUUUCACUCGUAUCAAGCAGCUGGGCAUCCAGUCUAUUCACGGACUUCCCGGUGACUACAACCUGGUCACUCUCGACUAUGUUCCCAAGGUUGGCCUCACCUGGGCUGGAAAUGUUAACGAGCUCAAUGCUGGUUACGCCGCCGACGGCUACGCCCGUGUGAAGGGUGCUGGCUGUGUUGUCACGACCUUCGGUGUUGGUGAGCUGUCCGCCGUUAAUGCAUUGGCUGGCUGCUACUCCGAGUUCGUGCCUGUGGCCCACAUUGUCGGCACCCCCUCGACUCGUUCCAUCCGUAACAACAUGCUCCUCCACCACACCCUCGGCAACGGCGAUUUCAAUGUCUUCGCCAACAUGAGCAAGCAGAUCUCUUGUGCCGUGGCCAACCUUUUUGAGCCCCACGAUGCUGCUCAGCAGGUUGACAAUGUGCUGCGCGAAAUGAUGCUCCAGAGCCGACCUGUCUACAUCACCGUUCCCUCCGACCUUUCCAGCAAAAAGGUUGAGGGUGAACGCCUGAAGACUCCCAUUGACUUUUCUUACCCUGCCAACGAUCUGGAGAAGGAGGAGUACGUUGUCGAUGUUGUUCUCAAGUAUCUGCACGCUGCCAAGAACCCUGUCAUUCUCGUUGAUGCUUGCGCCAUUCGCCACAGAGCGGUUGCCGAGACGAAUGAAUUCGUCAGGAAGUCUGGUCUUCCCACUUUCUGUGCCCCCAUGGGCAAGGGCGCGGUUGACGAGACCCUCCCCAACUACGGCGGUGUCUACGCUGGUGACGGCUCUAAUGAGAACGUCCGUGAGAUUGUCGAGUCCUCUGACCUUGUUUUGAGCAUUGGUGCUAUCAAGUCCGACUUCAACACCACCGGUUUCACCUACCAAAUUAGCCAGCUUCAGACCAUUGACUUCCACAGCAACUACGUUCGGGUGAGAUGGUCUGAAUACCCUGGAAUCCGGAUGAACGGCGUCCUGAAGAAGGUCACUGAGCGCAUGGGCAAGCUCAAUGUUAGCCCAACCCCCGCUUUUUCAAACAAGGUCGCCGCCGUCGACCAGGGAGACCUCAACGGCGAGAUUACUCAGGCCUGGCUGUGGCCCACUGUUGGCCAGUGGCUGCAACCGCACGACGUUGUCCUCACUGAGACUGGUACUGCCAACUUCGGUAUCUGGGAAACUCGUUUCCCCAAGGGCGUCGUCGCAGCCAGCCAAGUCUUGUGGGGUAGCAUUGGCUGGUCCGUUGGUGCCUGCCAGGGUGCUGCCCUUGCUGCUAAAGAGUUGGGUGACAACCGUACUAUCUUAUUCGUCGGUGAUGGCUCUUUCCAGCUCGGUGCUCAGGAAGUGAGCACCAUGAUCCGCCGGAACUUGAAGCCUAUCAUCUUCUGCAUUUGCAACGAUGGUUACACUAUUGAGCGAUUCAUCCACGGAGAGGAUGCUGAAUACAAUGACAUUCAGGAGUGGAAGAACAAAGAGCUGCUUAACGUCUUUGGUGCCGAUCCAAAGAAGUCUAAGACCUUCACCGUCAAGACCAAGCAGCAGCUGCUCGAUCUCUUCGCUGACAAGGAGUUCUCUUCUGCUCCUUACAUUCAGUUUGUUGAGCUUUACAUGCCUAAGAUGGAUGCGCCCAAGUCUCUGGCCAUCACUUGCGAGGUUGCUGCUAAGAACAACGCGAAGCAGUAGAAAAUUUCUUCCAGUCUCCUUUUCUCCUUUCUCUUUUUUGUCCUAGGCGGGGAUUUUUUUUUCUUCAAUAGGUAGCGCUUUAUGACCCC
Molecule: messenger RNA, 1984 nt
Organism: Xylona heveae TC161
Lineage: Eukaryota; Fungi; Ascomycota; Xylonomycetes; Xylonales; Xylonaceae
Product: pyruvate decarboxylase
Exons: 4
Coding region: 177-1895 (572 amino acids)
Molecular function (GO): magnesium ion binding; thiamine pyrophosphate binding; carboxy-lyase activity
Source: RefSeq, a predicted model, not a curated record